GCCGCCCGCCGGGCCCGGGCGCCAUGGAGGGGAACCGGGAGGAGGCGGAGCGCUGCGUCGGCAUCGCGCUGGCGGCCGCCAGGGCCGGGCAGCCCGAGCGGGCCCGGCGGCUCCUGCUGAAGGCGCAGCGCCUCUACCCCUCGCCCCGCGCCCGCGCCCUCCUGGAGGAGCUCGACAAGGAGCAGCAGGCAGCGGGCGCCCGGCCCGACCCCGACCCCAGCCCCGGGGCGCCGCCGAGCCCCCAGGGGAGGCCGGGGAGCGGCGGGGAGGCGGCCGGGGAGGCGCCGCGGGGCUACACGCGGGACCAGGCGGAUGCCGUCAGGAGGGUAAAGCAGUGCAAAGAUUACUACGAAAUUCUGGGAGUCAACAGAGAAGCUUCUGACGAGGACUUGAAAAAGGCUUACCGGAAACUCGCGCUGAAGUUUCACCCGGAUAAGAACCACGCGCCAGGGGCUACGGAGGCCUUUAAAGCCAUUGGCAACGCGUACGCGGUGUUGAGCAACCCGGAGAAGAGGAAGCAAUAUGACCAGUACGGGGACGAGAAGCUCAACCCUGCUCGGCACGGACACAGUCACUCAGACUUCCACCGCGGGUUUGAGGCGGACAUCUCCCCCGAGGACCUCUUCAACAUGUUCUUUGGUGGUGGAUUUCCUUCCAGUAACGUCCACGUGUACAGCAACGGCCGGAUGCGAUACACCUACCACCAGAGGCAGGACAGGCGAGAGCAUCAGGGAGAUGGUGGCCUCGGGCUGUUUGUCCAGCUGAUGCCUAUCCUCAUCCUGAUCAUCGUGUCUGCUCUCAGCCAGAUGAUGGUCUCCAGCCCUCCCUACAGCCUGAGCCAGAGGCCGUCCGUGGGUCACAUACACAGGAGAGUGACAGAGCACCUGAAAGUCGUCUACUACGUGUCUGAGAACUUCGCCGAGGAGUACACAGGCACCAACCUGAAGAACGUGGAGAGGAGCGUGGAGGACGACUACAUUGCCAACCUCCGAAAUAACUGCUGGAAGGAGAAGCAGCAGAAGGAAGGCUUGUUGUACCGGGCACGCUACUUCGGGGACUCGGAGCUGUACCAGCGAGCGCAGAAGAUGGGCACCCCCAGCUGUAGCAGACUGUCAGACGUACAGGCCUCUCUGCACGGAUAGUCGCUGCCGGCCCGCUCGGCGGAGCUCUAAACUGGAAAUGCCUGAAGACUCUUGGUGAAGUGCACUGAGCCGAGGUGACGGACUUUGUAUUUAAGGAAUCAAACCUGAUAUUAAAAUGGAAUCGGAGAAUUAGCAACGCACAACUGCCCUCUUUCUUCUCUCUGCCCAUCUCCACCGUUACGAUGUCUCAGGCAGCAAUUAGGACAGGAAACACAGCUGCCCGUCCUCCUCCUCCCCUUCCGGCACCACUAGCCUGGUUGCUCCUAGGGUACCACAACCAUCAGAACAAGCGCGUGGCGUGCAAGGUGAGAGACCCAACCACAAAGCCAUGAAGCAAAAGGAGACCCUCGUGACUGCGCUGGAGAGAGAAAUCGGACAAUUUGGUGAUAAAACUUUAAACAAAAAGAAGUAUAAUCUAUUUAGAAUUAAUUUAUAGCUGUAUAUAUGUUGUACUUUUAAACUAUGCAGGGGUUGGAUGAUUAAAUUAUUUUGUUCUCUGCCCAGCUUGGCGAACGGGGAAGCGGGCAGCGUCUCUUCCCGGGGUAUCUCACUCUGCCUGGCACACGGAGCUGAAGAUCACUUUGCGGUUACUGCACUUUGCUUUCUCGACGACAGCGGCGCUCUGUGGCUGGGGAUGUUGAUGCCUGUCUUCUGGGCUGUAAUAAAAGCAUUUGCAAAUCUGCAGGGGGCGAAAAGCAAUUCAUGAAACUGCCCAGAUUUGCAAUUUGGGUUUGCAGCGUUGGCAGAAGCUUCCGCAGGUCAACGGAGCGCUGGAGCCGCAUUCAGCGAAGGAAAGGAUUGUCCUGGAUGGUUUUAGUUCAUCAGUUGUUCAGUUUAUGUCUGUGUGUAACCUUUUUUUUUUUUUUUUCAGUCUGCUUUUAAUUUAGCCUCGUAAUCAGUGUGCAGCUUUCAGUCUGUAAACAGGGCUUUCCACGAGCUGUGUCCCUUUGUUAAUUAUUUUGUCCCGCACCCGGCAUCCCUUGCCCAGCAGCGCUCCUGUUUGCAACGUGGCCGUGGCGCGCUAUCGCCUGCGUUUCUUCGGGGAGUCCUGUGAAGUGCUGCUGUCUGUACCAAACGGAGCUUUGCAUCGCAUCUGCUGAAGGACGUGUUGCUGGGGGGACAUCAGUGGCUGCACCCAGUCCCCUCAGACCCGCUUGGUGCUGCCGCAAGCCCCAGCUUUGCCGGCUUGGCCAGGCAGGACCUGGAUGAGAGCGCUCAGGGCUGUGAGCCGUCUGAGAAGCGAAUGAGCGGAGUUAGGUCAGCGGGAUAAACUGGAUCCUUUUUCGUCCCCUGCGGUUAAUUUUCGCCUAAAGGCUUUGCCUGUGAGAGCCAUCCCCCAGCACCCCAGGGGAGCUGAUCAAAAGAGCAGCGGUGGGUGCGAGGGCUGGGAGAUCAAGCGGUGAGUUGGGCUCCUUUCUUGAGCAAUAGCAGUCCGUGUGCUCUGUCUUUGGCUAUUUGUUUUGCAAAGCAUCAGCCCUCCCUUUAACUGUAAGCCUUAUUCCACAGCUACCACAACAUGGACUUGAUUUUAAAAGUUGUCUUUUUCCUCCUUUUUUUUUUUUUAUGGUACUUCCAUCUUUGGAAGGCAUGAGGUGGAAGCACGGUGUUUUGAAAUAGCUCUUAAUCGAGGCACAGCCACACAGAGCUCAUGGGGUGGGGGGAUUAAAAGAAAAAUCACGUUUGCAAGAGGUGCUGAAUGUCUUGCGAAACAGCAUUCCUCGCCCAGAGCCUGCCCACCGAAACCUUCGGAUUUUUCGAGUAGAUUUCCAUGGUUAAUAUGAGUGGGAAAGCAUAGAUCCUAACGGAUGCUCCUGGAAGCUGCAUUUCUUGAUUUAGAGUUAAUUAUCAAAUUGUACAUCUAUAAAUAAAUGUUUAUAUCGUGAAAGGC
This is a messenger RNA of Cygnus atratus (black swan), 3030 nucleotides long. RefSeq names its product DnaJ heat shock protein family (Hsp40) member B12 (gene DNAJB12). The record is from RefSeq and is a predicted model, not a curated record. Gene Ontology annotation, biological process: cellular response to misfolded protein. Gene Ontology annotation, cellular component: endoplasmic reticulum membrane. The transcript is spliced from 9 exons. Lineage: Eukaryota; Metazoa; Chordata; Aves; Anseriformes; Anatidae. Gene Ontology annotation, molecular function: Hsp70 protein binding. Bases 24 to 1142 code for a protein of 372 amino acids.